Knipowitschia caucasica is the source of this 450-nucleotide messenger RNA. The record is from the annotation of a GenBank genome assembly. NCBI's taxonomy places the organism in Eukaryota, Metazoa, Chordata, Actinopteri, Gobiiformes, Gobiidae.
AUGGUUGCCCCUGGACGUGGAGGCGGAGUGGGGGUCCCAGCGCUGGAGGGCCUGGCUCUGUCCUCACGCAGCUGCGACAUCACAACACACAGCAACAGAGACUUUCCGGAGCUGCAGAGGAGGCUGGAGCAGGGCCCUCGCCACCCUCUGAGCUGGAGCUGGGGACCUCUUCCUCUUCCUGCCGCCCCGGACGCUCCUGUGACCGCCCCUGCCCUGGACGCUCCUGUGACCGCCCCUGCCCUGGACGCUCCUGUGACCGCCCCGGACGCUCCUGUGACCGCCCCCGGACGCUCCUGUGACCGCCCCUGCCCUGGACGCUCCUGUGACCGCCCCUGCCCUGGACGCUCCUGUGACCGCCCCGGACGCUCCUGUGACCGCCCCUGCCCUGGACGCUCCUGUGACCGCCCCUGCCCUGGACGCUCCUGUGACCGCCCCCGGACGCUCCUGUGA